Molecule: messenger RNA, 2676 nt
Organism: Sorex fumeus (smoky shrew)
Lineage: Eukaryota; Metazoa; Chordata; Mammalia; Eulipotyphla; Soricidae
Gene: AP5M1
Product: adaptor related protein complex 5 subunit mu 1
Exons: 8
Coding region: 142-1614 (490 amino acids)
Biological process (GO): endosomal transport
Cellular component (GO): lysosome; late endosome; cytosol
Source: RefSeq, a predicted model, not a curated record
AGCCGACGUGUUGGUGAGGAGCCGAAGGUGACUCAGAUUAAGUGCGCCGAGGGACUUUGCGAAGAGUCCAUCUGAGGAAGCGGGACCGCGCUCUUCCUUCCAGGCUACCUAAGGGAUGAACUGAUGCUUUAGUGGUUUAUCAUGGCCCAGCGGGCAGUGUGGCUCAUAAGCCACGAUCCAGGAACGCCACUCGGUGGCACCGUCCGAUUCUCCAGACGGUAUCCAACAGUUGAAAAACGAGCCAGAGUCUUCAAUGGAGCAAAUUACGUGCCUAUUCCCGAAGAUGGUCCCUUUCUUAAGGCAUUACUCUUCGAACUUCGAUUACUGGAUGAUGAUAAGGACUUUGUGGAAAGUCGAGAUAGUUGUUGUCGCAUCAAUAAAACAUCCAUCUAUGGACUGCCAGUAGGAGGUGAAGAACUCUGGCCAGUGGUUGGUUUUGUGAAGAAUGGCAUGGUAUAUGCUUGUGUUCCAUUAGUUGAACAGACAUUAUUCCCUCGCCCACCGUUAAUUAGCAUCAGUGGAAUUUCCCAAGGCUUUGAAUUGCUUUUUGGGAUACAGGAUUUUCUGUACUCGGGUCAGAAAAAUGACAUAGAACUCAAUACAAAAUUGAGCCAAUUGGCUGACUUGGUUCUACAGGCUUGCCCAUUUGGCACUUUGUUAGAUGCCAACUUACAGAAUUCAUUAGCUAGUAUUAGUUUUGCUUCUGUGACCCAACCACAAAAACAGCCAGCCUGGAAACCUGGAACAUACAAAGGAAAACCACAGGUUUCUAUUUCUAUCACGGAAAAGGUAACAUCUAUGCAGUAUGAUAAACAGGAUAUAGCAGAUACAUGGCAAGUUGUUGGAGCUGUCACCUGCAAGUGUGAUUUAGAAGGAAUCAUGCCAAAUGUUACCAUCAGCUUGAGUCUCCCCACCAAUGGAUCUCCACUUCAAGAUAUUCUAGUUCAUCCUUGUGUGACUUCUCUUGACUCUGCCUUUCUUACUUCCAGUAGCAUAGAUGCAAUGGAUGAUUCUGCAUUUAGUGGACCUUACAAAUUCCCCUUCACUCCACCUUUAGAGUCAUUCAGCUUAUGCUUCUACACAUCCCAGGUCCCUGUCCCGCCAAUUUUGGGUUUUUAUCAAAUGAAAGAGGAAGAUGUACAACUAAAAAUAACAGUUAAUUUAAAACUUCAUGAAAGUGUGAAAAAUAAUUUUGAAUUCUGUGAAGUUCAUAUACCUUUUUUCAAUAGAGGUCCAAUCACACAUGUGGAGUAUGACGUUAGUUUUGGCCAGAUAGAAGUAUUUCGAGAGAAAAGCUUACUGAUCUGGAAUAUUGGACAGAAGUUUCCAAAGUCACUGAAAAUUAGUCUUUCUGGAACAGUAACCUUUGGAGCCAAGAAUCAUGAGAAACAGCCAUUUGAUCAAGUUUGCAUCGGAGGUACAGCAUAUGUAAAGCUUCAUUUUAGGAUCUUAGAUUACACUCUCACUGGAUGUUACGCAGAUCAGCAUUCAGUUCAAGUUUUUGCAUCAGGGAAACCAAAAAUAAGUACACACCGGAAACUAAUUUCCUCUGACUAUUACAUCUGGAAUUCUAAAGCCCCAGCGCCUGUAACAUAUGGAUCAUUAUUAUUGUAAUUGUUUUGUGUGUAAGUGGGAUUUAUACAAUAGUAACAUAAAGGAAAUCAGUCUUUUUUUUAAGAAUGUGUGCAUAUAAAAUUUAAUUCAUACAAUGAGUUAAAAGUCAAAUGAAUGAGUAAUUUUUUAAAGUUCUUGUUUAAUAUGUUAGUGUGAUUUAAAACAUUUUAAAUACUGAUGUCUCCAAUUUUAUUACCUUUUGAUUUUAUUCAAAUUAGAUUUAGAGCAUGAAAUAAUAAUGACUCAUUUAAGGCUUAGUAGGCCUUGAUCACUGCUACCUGUCCUUGUUGCAGACAGAACUAAUCAGUCACAGCAUUUUUUCUCCCCUGGGCCUUCUUACAUAGGACUCGUGCUGCCUUUUAGCACAGAGCUGUAGUGAGUGUCUGACAUACCACAUCAAAAAUGAAAUUAAAUUUAUUCGCUCUCCCAACCUAAAUACUUAAGCUCCUUGUACACUGUAUUUUGUAUACCUGACACCACAUUAAAAGCAACUUUGUCAGGGCUUUGGAACUGAGUGGUAGAAGGGUUGCUUAUCUUAUAAGACCCUCGAUUCAAUCCCUGGCUCAUAAAGAAGAAAAGAAGGGAGAUUGUAAUUAUUUCAGUGGUGCUCAGAGGGCUGGAGCACAUGUUUUGCAUGUAGAAGCCCAGGGUUGGAUUCCUGUAUAGCAUACUGUCCUGAGCACUGCACUGGGAGUAGCAUCCUACCAACCUAAAAAUCAAAAACCUAAAUAUAAAACAGUCUGAAAAAUGACUGGUGUAGAAAACUUGCUAAAUAGAAACCUACUUUUAAUCAGAACUAUCCUAUUGACUAAUAAACAGUGCAUGAUUCUAGUUAAAGUGAUUUAUCUCUGUUCUAGAGAUACUUUUCAAGCUUAUCAAAUCUGCUGUUUUGCUUAGGUUGUCAGUAAGCAUAUUAAAAUGCUAGACAUAGUUUUUUUGGUGACUGAAUUGUCUGCUGCCAAAUUUUAAGAUAAAUUUAACAUUUUCUUCAUAUAUUUAUCAAGAAAAUAGACCUAUUUAUUUCUUGAUUGCUGUAUAAAAAUUCACUAAAGAAUAAAUUCA